This is a messenger RNA of Nomascus leucogenys (northern white-cheeked gibbon), 3171 nucleotides long. It is a transcript of the gene CASP6, whose product is annotated as caspase 6. The transcript has 7 exons. The record is from RefSeq and is a predicted model, not a curated record. The coding region runs from base 1756 to 2583 and encodes 275 amino acids. Lineage: Eukaryota; Metazoa; Chordata; Mammalia; Primates; Hylobatidae. Gene Ontology annotation, cellular component: cytoplasm. Gene Ontology annotation, biological process: apoptotic process; proteolysis.
CUUAAGUACCCCCUUCUGGAAAGCUUGUAUGCUUGGGAUACACAGCUCAAGGUGGUCAUGAUGUGUUAUUUUCUCUGCAAUCUGUGGGUAAAGUUUAUCAACUCCAGAAAAGUAUUGGAACUUAGGUCCUGACCUCUGUCUCCAUAGCUUUUUGUUCUGAUUCAGUGUUUGCUAGAGUGGUCACUGGACCUGGUCAUUAACUGGUACUGCAGGAUGCAGGGUGCACUUUGUGAGAGUGAAGGUAAGUUACAGCUGGCCAGCAUCAGAACUGGGGUGUCCAGAGCCUAGGUUUUUUUCUACAUCCAUAGCAUUAACAAACGACAACAACAACAACAACAAAAAACUUAAAAAAAAAAAUCCCUCACUGAGGUUGCCAAAUCUGUUAACUUUGAAACUGAAUGUAUUAAGAGAUGGGGUCUAGCUCUGUUACCCAGGCUGGAGUAUGGUGGCUAUUCACAGGGCCAGUCAUAGCACACUAUAUCCUAGAACUCUUGGGCUCAAGAGAUCCUCCUGCCUCGGCCUUCCAAGUAACUGGAACUAUAGGCUUGCCACUAUGCCCAGCCAGAACGUCAUUUUAAACAGAUUUUCUUGAGCAGCUACUUAAUACUAGUUAGCCAUUCCUAAACCUGUAGGUCUUGACUAAUGUGAGGGCAUAUUUGAGACAACCCAAACUGACAUCUUAAGUUAUUAAUUUUAAUGUAUCAGCUAACAACUGGGAAGCUACUUCUUUGGGAAUAUGAGAAACAAGAGUUUUAAAGACCCAAGCAAGAAUACAUCUCCAGUGUUUUCACCCUGAGGGAUAUGAGUUAGUUUGCUGAGCAGCCAUUUGGCACAGCUUCCGUGAGUUAGGUUGUGAGCCGCCUUCGGCUCAGCAGUCAGUAUGGAGCAGAAGCCACAGGAGGUGAGCCGCUGGCCUGCUACCACCGAGGAAGACACUGAGACACUGAGUGCUUUCCAAGUUGUGCAGAAUUUUGGUGGGUGAGGAGGAUGGUUGUGACAUAUGGAUUUAAUUUUCUUGAAGUUAUUGUUUAUACUGUAAUUGGUUAAAAGAUAAGCAGGUGAGGUUAUCAAAAGGCAGUAGAUCCCAACAGCUUUUGAAAAUGGGAAGAGUGAAAUCCCUGUGCUGUCUUCAUAGAGCAGUGUGUGGAGUAGGAAGUACCUGGUUACUGUGCUCAUCUAGGGCAAAGGUCGGACUAAACAGCUUUCUCAUCUGCCAUGCAGCGGGGAGGACCAGUUGGAGAGGUUGCUUUUGGCUCUCACACCUUAAUGUAAAAAUCACUUUGUGAAAAAUGCAGCUAUCGCCUCCUUCCUCCAAGAUUCUGAUUCUGUCUCAGUUAGGAUCCAGGAAUCUGCAUUUUAACAUCCACACCAGGAAUUCUGAUGCCCAAGGUUGAGCAAAACUGACUUAGGGCAUACGGACAGAGGAAGCCUUAGUGUGGUCUUAGUUGAGUCUCAUUGCCUGGGGCAGUUCCAGGAGGAAUAGGCUAAAAGGGACUUGAACUGAAUUCCCCACCUUGUAUUUUUUGUUUUGAGGAGAAGUGAGGUUAGAUCAACCAGGUGAUGGGGGCUAGUAAUGGGGAGAUCUCUAAGGAGAGGGGAACCAACCCUUUUGGCUAGGAGAUGAUGGGUAAGAGUCCGUGCUUUAGGGUCAUUCUUCCUCAACUGAAGGGUGCAUUUUGCUAUACUGCUAAUAUUUCGGUUUAUUCAUUGCUGUCUCCCCUCUAAGCUGUUGAACUACCAGGUGGGGAAGAAAACAUGACAGAAACAGAUGCCUUCUAUAAAAGAGAAAUGUUUGAUCCGGCAGAAAAGUACAAAAUGGACCACAGGAGGAGAGGAAUUGCUUUAAUCUUCAAUCAUGAGAGGUUCUUUUGGCACUUAACACUGCCAGAAAGGCGGGGCACCUGCGCAGACAGAGACAAUCUUACCCGCAGGUUUUCAGAUCUAGGAUUUGAAGUGAAAUGCUUUAACGAUCUUAAAGCAGAAGAACUACUGCUCAAAAUUCAUGAGGUGUCAACUGCUAGCCAUGCAGAUGCCGAUUGCUUUGUGUGUGUCUUCCUGAGCCAUGGUGAAGGCAAUCACAUUUAUGCAUAUGAUGCUAAAAUCGAAAUUCAGACAUUAACUGGCUUGUUCAAAGGAGACAAGUGUCAGAGCCUGGUUGGAAAACCCAAGAUAUUUAUCAUUCAGGCAUGUCGGGGAAACCAGCAUGAUGUGCCAGUCAUUCCUUUGGAUGUAGUGGAUAAUCAGACAGACAAGUUGGACACCAACAUAACUGAGGUGGAUGCAGCCUCCGUUUACACGCUGCCCGCUGGAGCUGACUUCCUCAUGUGUUACUCUGUUGCAGAAGGAUAUUAUUCUCACCGGGAAACUGUGAACGGCUCAUGGUACAUUCAAGAUUUGUGUGAGAUGUUGGGAAAAUAUGGCUCCUCCUUAGAGUUCACAGAACUCCUCACACUGGUGAACAGGAAAGUUUCUCGGCGCCGAGUGGACUUUUGCAAAGACCCAAGCGCAAUUGGAAAGAAGCAGGUUCCAUGUUUUGCCUCAAUGCUAACUAAAAAGCUGCAUUUCUUUCCAAAAUCUAAUUAAUAGAGGCUAUCUAUCUUAUUUUACAAUCUGUAUUGAAAAUGUCUUUCUCAGCCGGGCGUGGUUACACCUGUAAUCCCGGCACUUUGGGAGUCCAAGGUGGGCGGAUCACCUGAGGUCAGGAGUGCGAGACCAGCCUGACCAACAUGGAGAAGCCCCAUCUCUACUAAAAAUACAAAAAAAAAUUUAGCUAGGCAUGGUGGUGCAUAUCUGCAAUCCCAGCUACUUGGGAGGCUGAGGCAGGAGAAUCACUUGAACCUAGGAGGGGGAGGUUGCAGUGAGCCGAGACUGUGCCAUUGCACUCCAGCCUGGGCAACAAGAGUGAAACUCCAUCUCAAAAAAAAUAAAAUGUCUUUCUCUUCUUUUUAUAUAAAUAUCGUUAGGCUGAAGCAUUAUGGUCCAAUGAUUCAAAUGUUUUAACGUUUAAUGCCCAGCAGAGAACUGCCUUAAAAAAAAAAAAAGUUCAUGUUGGUCAUGGUGAAAGGGUUUGAUAUGCAGAAACAAAAUCCUCAGGAAAUUAGAUAAAUAAAAAUUUACAAGCAUUUCUAUUAUUUUUUAAUAAACUGCAGGGUUACACAAAAAUCUAGCUGA